Messenger RNA from Archocentrus centrarchus (flier cichlid), 1794 nucleotides. RefSeq names its product nuclear factor, interleukin 3 regulated, member 6 (gene nfil3-6). Gene Ontology annotation, cellular component: nucleus. The record is from RefSeq and is a predicted model, not a curated record. Bases 406 to 1614 code for a protein of 402 amino acids. Gene Ontology annotation, molecular function: DNA-binding transcription factor activity; DNA binding. Gene Ontology annotation, biological process: regulation of DNA-templated transcription; circadian rhythm. Lineage: Eukaryota; Metazoa; Chordata; Actinopteri; Cichliformes; Cichlidae. The transcript is spliced from 2 exons.
AACACACACACAAACAGGGCCCCAUCUGGUUCAAGUGAGGAUAGGGACCGUCCUGAGCUGAACUCAACGUUACAAAUAGGAGCUGCGGCAUUCCAAGUGGAGCAGAGUGGAGGUGCGCUACACCGAUGAUAAUAUUGAAUAACGCAGUCGAGCGGAGACGCGGUUUUACACCAAAGAGGGAGGAAAGCGCUUCUUCCUGAAUCGGACCAAAAAUACGUUUGGAGACGCGGAGAGGAGUCAUGCGCACCGGCGGAGAAAACUCAUCAUUCCACUGAGCAGGUGGCACUGUUGCUACAUUCCCGACAUACAGACAUCCACAGAGUUCAGUGAGCCCUGAGCACCACACAGCGGCACUCAACGUUAUCACCAGCCAGAAAUUGAUCAUUCACACCCCUGACAGGCGGGAUGUUUGAGGAGGAGUCCCAGGAGAUGAGGGGCCAGCAGGACGUGGCUGUGCUCCGUGCCAUGGAGUCACCUCCAGCAGAAGACGCCGCUGGAGCAGGGCCUUUGUCCUUCACUGAUGAAGCUGUGUCCAUCCUGACUUCCAGUAGCCUGUUGGCCCGUUCGCUGCUGGGUCGCACCUCAGCCGUCAAACGGAAAGAAAGUCCUUCCUCCAGCAUCCGGCGCAAGCGCGAGUUCAUACCUCAUGAAAAAAAGGACGACAGCUACUGGGACAAGAGGAGGAAGAACAACGAGGCGGCUAAGCGUUCGCGAGAGAAGCGGCGUGUGAACGACAUGGUCCUGGAGAGUCGUGUGCUGGCUCUGCUGGAGGAAAACGCACGUCUCCGGGCAGAGUUGCUGGCUCUGAAGUUCCGCUUUGGCCUGGUUAAAGACCCCUCCAAUGCCCCAAUAUUGCCCCUCACUACAGCUCCUCAUCAGACUGCUCAGCCCUUGACUCCUCAGUAUUAUCUCCAAAGAGGGGAUGGAGGCCUCCAAAGCUCCUCAGCACCACAUCCCAACAACCAAACAGGCCAGCUGAGCAGCAGGAGCUCCAGGGAUGCUGGGAACAUGUCGGAAGACUCGGGGUUCUCAACUCCCAGUGGGUCCAGCGUGGGCAGCCCAAUUUUCUUUGAAGACCGGCUAAGCGACCAUGGGAAAUUAUCCCCACACCUGGGGGAGGAGUUGGGGUAUGACCUCCAUCAUUCACCUACCGAUGUCCACCACACUGCAGGGCUCACCGGAGGGAAGAUGGAUCACCCAGAAGCAAUGAAAAACCUUCCUCACAAACUACGUUUCAAGAUCCCCGGAAGCAGCGACGGAAUUGAAGCUGCGGGAGAUAGCAGCAGCACCAGACGCAGCCCCACGUUCUCUGCUGCAGGACGAGACGCUCUGAGAGAGAAAGGACUGAGCGGAGGUGAGGCAGGAGCAGGGCCCUGUGCUGGCUCCUGGAUGCAGCAUAUCGAGGGGGAGGAGGGCAGGAGGGGGAGACAGUCCCCUCAAUACAGCGCAUCGACUGCUGGCUACAGUCUCCAGCCUCCUCCCACUCAAGGACAACCUGAGGUCCAGUAUCAGCACGAGAACACUUACCUGAAGUGUCAGCUAAACUCUCUGAGCGAGGAGGUGGCUCAGCUGAAGAAGCUUUUCACAGAGCAGCUCAUGGCCAAAACCAACUGAGGACCAAUCCUAUGAGUCAGUGUUUGCCGAUGUCCAGGCUUUUAAUGACAAAGGUUACUGUGACAAAGCUGGACCGUGCAGGUGUUCAAAAGGACUUUCAAGUCUAGCUUACCACAUGUUGUUUUUAUUUCAGAUAUUAUAUUAUAAUAUAAUAAAUGUCUCUGACUCUCAUCUCAUAAA